UUUAUCGUGUAGCCUCGGCUCGGAGGGAAGGGAUGCGCCUUUGAUGACGUGUUCCUAUUCGGAGUAUAGUCCGUGCUAUAUACCCCUUACAGGACACAGUGAGAGGUUGAAGUAAAAGAAAAUCGAGAGUUAUCCUCAAAUGAUUUCCUGUGGAUGGGGUACGUGCAUGGUAGUUGUUUCCUAUGGCAUCGAAUGAUAAACAAGAUCAUCUCACUGGCCACAAUCAAUUGCCUUGCCUAUAUGAUACAUCAAUGUGGGGAUCUAUCUUGGCUUCAGUGAAAGAACAGCUCCCAUCUUUCGACUCAGAUUCUUCCUCGUCUGAUGACGAUGAUGGGGAAUUAUUCAUCUUCCAGCGAGACGAGGAAGAUCUGAUUCCAGACUUAACUGAAGAACUGGCAGAUGACCCAGAUAUUCAGCAGCUUCUGGAAUCUGUGAAGAACUGGUAUGGAGGGCAAAAAGGUUCAGCCAUUCCUGAAGGGAAAGAUGCUAGCAAGACUUUGCUGGUUGGCCCGGUAUUUACAGACACUGAAGAAAUUCAAACAGGCAUUCAUCUUAGGAUCACUGAAGAAAGUACCAAGUGGCAGAAAGGAGAUACCAAGGACUUGUUUAGAUCGAGAGGUCAGGCUCUUAUCACGGGGCCCCAAGUGGAAGAGUUCCCAACUCUGACCAGUAAAAAAGGUCUCACAACUGACAAUUUAGGGAUUGGUCGUUUAUCUCCCCCUGAAGAGUCAGAUUCCACAAGCAUAAAAGCUAUCAGGAAAGAGAGAAGAAGGAUGAUAGAGAAGAGCAUACUUCACAAGGAAAUCAAGGAGCCUCCACUUGACAGUUUAAAUCGUUCACAAUUCACAAAACCCAUAACCCCUGAAUCCACUGAGUCAGAAGAUAUAGAAGAAAAGCUGCCAGCCAAACAGGAAGGCUUGAAACUACGGGCUCUUGAGAUACUUGAAGAGUGGGAUUUGGAUAAAAUACUUCGAAAUCUGGAGACACAAAAGGGCCAGAGAGAAUGUGUAACAGGAGCCACAUACUGGGAAGCUGAUCCUUCUUUUAAAGGCCAAGAAAGCCUUGCAUCCAACUCCCAGGACAGGCUCAUGGAGCAGCUAGUCGCCAUGUGUGCCAAACAGUCUAAAGGUCUAUCCUCACCCCACAAGAAGCCUUCUGAUGAGCUUUGCCACCCUACGCAGGAUGAGGUCAGAAGCAGAAAUUGUAGGUGUAUGUCCUGCCUAACACCAGGGCAGAGUCAAGAUGUGACUAAAGGCAUAAAGCUGCAGAGGACCAUGGAGCCUCCCACAGUUUUCAUCGACCUCAGGCAAGCUGAGCCAAAGAAAUCAGUGCUUCCACCUAGGUCAGAACACAGAUUCCAGAAUCAAGAGGAUGAGCUCAGCUCCAGUGAUAGCUCUGAUGAAAGUGAGGAGGAGACUCCAGAUGUGAGAGAUGAGAAAAAACCCAGAGAGAGAAUUUCACAAGGACCAAGAAACCAGACGGGUAAAAGUUACCUGCUACAACAGCUCCGUGCUUUUCAGAAGACCUCCCGGUCAUGUGGCACUGAAACGAAAGUGACUACCCAAGAGGGUCAUGGUACCUGGGAUGCUGAAACUUUUGAAGACAUGGCCAAAUCAGGAAUCAGAAGGAAACAAGAAGUGAAAAUAAGAGACACACAACAGAACACUUCAGUGAGGCCACUGAAAUCUGAAUACCUUCCUCUGCUAGACCAGGAGACCAUAGGUAGAGGAGAAAAUCAAAAGGGCAUUCACAAGAAUCUAGAUCCUGAAAGAACAAGAGAAACAUUAAGCAGUUGGAAGAACUAAUGUGGAAUGGAACUGUCUGCCUAACUUUCAAGGGUAUUCACCAACAUAAAACCCACAACUUCUCUCAAAGAAGCAAUUCAAAUAAGCAGUCCCUUGGCACAACAAAAUGAGUUGACUUCAUGGAAGGAGAGAGAAUUUCAAAUGAGUCUCAUGCACUGCACUUUGCUCCUGGCAAAGAUGUUGUAACUCUCCAGUAUGACCACUUACACCAUCAACAAGCUCUUAAACAACUUCAUUGACGAAGGAAGCCUUGCUUUCUCACAGCAUGGGAUGCACUUUCAUGUGUUUGCCCUAUAUGCAACAAAUGAAGAAACACAUCACAGCCUUUGACACCUGCCGGAAUAUGAGAGCCCCAAAUUAUAAGAAUCACUCUUCAGUCAUCACUUAGGUUUCUUUUUGUCUCCUAGAAGUAAGGAGACCUGAGCCAUGGCUCAUCGCACAUUUGAAUAUGCUCUUUCAUCUCAUCUAACCAUGACCCUGACUGUGCAGGAGCUAGGACAGCAGAAGACCCAGUCACUGACCCAAUAAACACUAGGUUGAGUAAGGGAAUUUAAACUAGUUUCCAAGUAGGAAAACAGAAAACCAGAAAAAGAUUUUUAUAGUUUUGACUAAGACCAGGAACAGGCCCAGACUGCCUUGAAUGGCUUCCCUGGGCCCUCCAAACCUCCACCCACAUCUGUAUGCCCCUAGACUACCUUAGGACGUGAGCUCUGAAUGGAGCUCUUCAGCUUGAUGUAGGCAUAGCCCAACAUUCCACUACCUGGGUAUUCAAAGGCUUCUUGUUUCUUAAGUCCAAUGUUUCGCCCCCCCACACUUAAUAUCAGCAAAUGUAGUAAAAUAACUAUUUCUCAAAUAAAGUAAUAGAAUAUCAACUUUUAGUUCCAUGUUCAACAGCAGUUCCAAAUCAUCUAUUUGUUACAGAAAUUAAAUUAAGACAAGGUCAGUGGGCUGGGAAUUGCUUUUUAGGGCUAAGUACCGUUAAGCAAAGACAUUUUUUGUAAGGUUUUUAAGUGUGACAACUCUUAACACUGCCUAGUGGUGUAUUAGUAAAUGUUUAACAACCAAUUCUCUGAAAACCCAUAGCACACUUUUAAAUUUAAUCUGUAUUCUUACUUUAUCCAUUACUUUCUUAAAUCUAGACAACCAACAAAAUAAAUCAAGACUUGAUUUGUGACCUUCCAAGGUGCUCACGCUGAAAAUUCAACUGAUUGAGCUGGUAUGAACUAGCUCCAGCACACCCCUAAGUUUGUUCUACUGCUUUAUUAGCUUUUCCAGCUAUCAGUUUGACCAGCUGACUAGAUGGUUCUGUUCUUAUGGUUUGGUCUCAGUACUUCAUAGAGUGGUGAUUUUGUUACAUAUCAUUUGGUUUAUCUUUGUAGCAUUUGUGUUCGUUCUUUUAGCAGCCCAUGAGGUCAAAUUACUAGUGAAAAAUCUAAGUAACACUAAGAUGCCUGUUGGUAUAUGCUGCACCAAGGCAGUGUAUCUUGCAAUCAUAUGUUUAGUUAUUUCACUUGUCAACAUUUAUUUCCUCUACUUAUAAUAUAAAAAGUUUUGUUAAUAAAAGAAGUAUAAAGUUGUUCUUUAUGAAAGAAAAUUAGGAAAUGUUUAUUACGUUCCAACAAACAUAAAAUUCCCAAUUCUAUUCAUGUCCUGGUCUCUUCUUGAGUACUAGAACAUUUUUCAGUUUAGUUCAUUACACUUUUGGGAGAUUUGGAAAGAGACUGAAGGGCUUCUCUAUCAGACCCCUAUUCCCGGGGAAUGGAGAUCAGGUGUUCCAGUACCGUUAGGGUCUUGAAUAAGUCCUUUGAGGAAGACAGUGGGAGUGAAGGGAUGAUGAUCUUAAACUGGCAUGUUAAUAACAUGAGUUUGAGGACUCAGAAGAGAACCUGUCAAUUCAAAAUGAGGAAUGAAGAGCCCUAGGAACCAGGAAGCAGAACUAGGAGGGGGUUGUGGUGGUUUACUGAAGGUAAAACAUCCUCCUGAAUCCUAAACUAGAAGGAAGUGGGCAGAAAGUAUUGGUGAACCAAGGAUGUAACAUUCUUACAUGAGGUGGUAGUUACAAUGAUCUGGCUCACAAAUUUGGGACACCCUGACCCACACCUUCAAAAUCUAGGUGGGCUGGUUACUGCACUGGAAGGGCAGUCCUCGGCCAGGCUGUGCCUAGGGAGCCCAUCCAGCCUAAUCUAGAGUGGUUUCAAGAUGUCUUGCUAUGGUAUCAGGUGAGGGGUAAGUCCUGCGAUUCAGGAUCAUUCGUGGUGGUAUGAAAUAUCCAUAUAUUCCAUUCGUUACAAGAACUAUGUACUCUCUCAAGAUCCUACCCUGUAUGGUCAACUGAUAAACAGCUUGAAGCUUCAGGAGAAGUCAUGUAUUAAACUGCAUUCAGGUCCCAGUCUUCUAAGUCAACAUGAUGUAAUGAUAUCCCAAACCAGGGAGCAAAUUUAGGACUGCACAGCACAGUAUGCUAAAAUGUAUUAAAAACCUGGUCAUAGCGACCCAUCUAACCCUGAGAAUUUCACCACUCGUGCUUAUAAAGCCCCACUUUGGGGAGAGAGAAGGGAGGAUUACAGUUGGGCACAAUGGGUAGAGAAAUAGAGCCAGCAGGUGAAAGACGGAAAGAUUUUGUUUUGGUUUCUAAAUUUGUGCACCAGAGAAGUUCCUAAACCUAAAGCAGAAAAAUGAGUUUAUCACAUUCAGCCUAAUACUUCCAAGGGUCUGAUUUCUUGCAUGUGGACCCUCUCCUCAUUGAUGCAGAUCCCUCAUUAUGGGCAGUUAAGUAAUUAGACUCACCAAACUUGGCCCAACUGGUCCUUGGACCCUAUAUAGUUCUUCAGCAGGCCAUACUGAAAUCCUUCCCAGUUUAGCAGGACCUGCCAGAGCUUGUAUAUACU
Messenger RNA from Dromiciops gliroides (monito del monte), 4693 nucleotides. RefSeq names its product dynein axonemal assembly factor 8 (gene DNAAF8). Gene Ontology annotation, molecular function: dynein complex binding. NCBI's taxonomy places the organism in Eukaryota, Metazoa, Chordata, Mammalia, Microbiotheria, Microbiotheriidae. The transcript is spliced from 10 exons. Gene Ontology annotation, cellular component: dynein axonemal particle. The coding region runs from base 183 to 1805 and encodes 540 amino acids. The record is from RefSeq and is a predicted model, not a curated record.